GUGCAGGCCUCCCCGGAGGGGCUGGACGCCGCCUCCGUGGGGGUGCCCCUGGACACGGGGACUUCCAACCGGCCCGGGGCCAGAUUUGGACCCCGACGGAUCCGGGAGGAAUCAGUGAUGCUUCGGACAAUCAACCCCAGCACGGGGGCCCUCCCCUUCCAGUCCCUCAUGGUCGCAGACCUAGGCGAUGUGAAUGUCAAUCUUUACAACCUUCAGGACAGCUGCCGCCUGAUUCAAGAGGCCUAUCAGAAAAUCGUGGCUGCCGGCUGUGUGCCCCUGACCUUGGGUGGAGAUCACACAAUCACAUAUCCUAUAUUGCAAGCCAUGGCAAAAAAGCAUGGCCCUGUGGGGCUGCUGCACGUGGAUGCUCACAUGGACACGGCUGACAAGGCCCUGGGAGAGAAGAUCUAUCACGGGGCCCCCUUCCGCCGGUGCGUGGAGGAGAAACUUCUGGACUGUAAGCGCGUUGUACAGAUUGGCAUCAGGGGCUCUUCCACGACCGUGGAUCCCUACAGAUACAGCCGGAACCAGGGCUUCCGGGUGGUGCUGGCUGAAGACUGCUGGCUGAAGUCGCUGGUCCCUCUGAUGGCAGAAGUGAGGCAGCAGAUGGGAGGCAAACCCAUGUAUAUCAGCUUUGAUAUCGACGGCUUGGAUCCUGCCUAUGCCCCAGGGACAGGGACACCGGAAAUUGCUGGUCUCACCCCUAGUCAGGCUCUGGAGAUCAUCCGGGGCUGUCAAGGCCUGAACGUGGUGGGCUGUGACCUGGUGGAAGUCUCACCGCCAUACGACCCCUUUGGAAACACGGCCCUCCUGGCAGCCAACCUGCUGUUUGAGAUGCUGUGUGUUCUCCCCAAAGUGAGAGUCGUCUGAACCUUGUGCUCGUCAGCACAGAAUAACAGAUCGCCUCAAGGACCAGUUCUUAAGCAUCUGUCAGUACUACAGAGUUUGUGCCAAUAAAACUUUCUGCUCCAAG
This is a messenger RNA of Myotis davidii, 973 nucleotides long. RefSeq names its product agmatinase (gene AGMAT). The annotation marks the transcript as partial. Gene Ontology annotation, molecular function: agmatinase activity; metal ion binding. The record is from RefSeq and is a predicted model, not a curated record. The transcript has 7 exons. NCBI's taxonomy places the organism in Eukaryota, Metazoa, Chordata, Mammalia, Chiroptera, Vespertilionidae.